This is a messenger RNA of Drosophila subpulchrella, 309 nucleotides long. RefSeq lists its product as uncharacterized. The transcript is spliced from 2 exons. The record is from RefSeq and is a predicted model, not a curated record. Lineage: Eukaryota; Metazoa; Arthropoda; Insecta; Diptera; Drosophilidae. The coding region runs from base 1 to 309 and encodes 102 amino acids.
AUGUUCAAAUCCGCUGUUGUCAUCUUGGCCGUCGUUGCCUGCGUUGCUGCCAAGCCCGGACUCCUGGGUGCUCCUCUGGCCUACUCUGCUACCCUGGCCUACGCUGCCCCUGCUCCAGUCGUGACCGCCACCAGCAGCCAGGUGAUCGCCAGGAACUACAAUGGAAUCGCCGCCGCUCCAGUGAUUGCUCCCGUGGCUGCUCCAGUGGUCGCCAAGUAUGCAGCUGCUCCUCUGGCGUACUCCUCUCCCCUAGCUUACUCCUCGCCUUUGACCUACAGUGCCCUGCCAGCUGCUCCGGUCCUUGUCUAA